AUGCAUUUUCCUCUGUGGAAGCAAAUUCACCACUGUGCUGCUCUGAUCUUAGAUAAGAGCAAGAGCAGGAGGAGAGACAACAGCAACACCAACAAUGCCUCCGAUUCACCAAUCGACGUCAGAAGAAAAGCUUCAAUCCUUCGUCGACUAUACGAAGACAAGCUCAGAGAAGCUCUCGAGGAAGCAUCCGAGAACGGGUCACUCUUCAAAUCGCAAGACAUCGAGAAAGAGAAUCAACAAGACGAAACCUUGGGCCGCUCCAGAUCUCUUGCCAGACUCCACGCGCAACGCGAAUUCCUCCGAGCGACCGCUCUGGCCGCGGAACGCGAUUUCGAGACGGAAGACGCAAUCCCUCAGCUCCUCGAAGCUUUCAACAAGUUCCUCACAAUGUACCCAAAGUACGAAGCUUCAGAGAAAGUCGAUCAAUUGAGAUCUGACGAGUACGCUCACUUAUCAGAUUCAAAGGUAUGUCUCGAUUACUGUGGAUUUGGACUCUUCUCGUAUGUUCAGACUCUGCAUUACUGGGAUUCUUGUACGUUUAGCUUAUCUGAGAUCACUGCGAAUCUGAGUAACCAUGCGCUUUACGGUGGAGCUGAGAUUGGCACUGUAGAGCAUGAUCUCAAGACUAGGAUAAUGGAUUACCUCAACAUACCUGAGAGUGAGUAUGGUCUUGUGUUCACUGCAAGUAGAGGCUCUGCGUUUAGGUUGCUAGCGGAAUCUUACCCUUUCCACACGAACAAGCGUCUCUUGACCAUGUUCGAUCACGAGAGCCAGUCUGUGAACUGGAUGGCUCAGACGGCGAGAGAGAAAGGCGCUAAAGCUUACAAUGCGUGGUUUAAGUGGCCAACGUUGAAGCUGUGUUCGACGGAUUUGAAGAAGCGUUUAGCUCAUAAGAAGAGGAAGAAGAAAGAUUCGGCUGUUGGUUUGUUUGUGUUUCCUGCUCAGUCUAGAGUGACUGGCUCUAAGUACUCUUACCAGUGGAUGGCUUUGGCUCAGCAGAACAACUGGCACGUGUUGCUUGACGCUGGCUCGUUAGGUCCCAAAGACAUGGACUCGCUGGGGUUAUCGUUGUUUAGGCCGGAGUUUAUUAUAACCUCGUUCUACAAGGUGUUUGGGCAUGAUCCUUCAGGUUUUGGUUGCUUGUUGAUUAAGAAGUCAGUGAUGGGUAAUCUUCAGAGCCAGUCUGGGAAGACAGGGUCAGGGAUGGUGAAGAUCACACCUGAGUAUCCGUUGUAUCUCAGCGAUUCGAUUGAUGGUUUGGACGGAUUGGCUGGUCUUGAAGAUCAUCAUGACAUUGGUAUGAUGAAUGGUGGUGGUGAUAAAGCUCCCAUGGAAGCUCGGAAAGUAGCUCAGAUGCCGGUUUUCUCUGGUGCGUAUACUUCAGCUCAAGUGAGAGAUGUGUUUGAGACAGAGCUUUUGGAAGAUAGUGUCUCUGAUAGAGAUGGGACUAGUAGCACCAUAUUUGAGGAGAACGAAAGCGUUUCGGUUGGUGAGUUGAUGAAAAGUCCGGCGUUUAGUGAGGAUGAGUCGUCUGAUAACUCGUUUUGGAUUGAUUUGGGGCAGAGUCCGCUUGGUUCUGACCGUGGGAACCACCAUAAGAUUGCUUCUCCGUUGCCACCGUUUUGGUUUACAAGCAAACGGCAGUCGCCGAAACCGUUGGGAGCAAAGAGUUACAGUAGUCCUAUGUAUGAUGGUAAAGAUGUUCUCUCGUUUGAUGCUGCGGUUAUGUCAGUUACUACUCAGGAGACAAACUCAACGCCGUCAAGGAACUUGAGGAGCUCUAGUAAUCUCCAGAUUCAAGAGAUACAGGAAGAAAACGGCGGUGUGUUUCACGCAGGGUCUGGUUUUGGAUCAAAUGGCUCAAGCUCAAAGAUUUCUUCAGAUAUGAAAGAGAAUGCGAUUAGACGAGAGACGGAAGGAGAGUUUAGGUUAUUGGGGAGAAGAGGUACUAGUAGUACUGGUGGGAGGCUUUAUGGUGUGGAAGAUGAACAACCGAGCAGAGGGACACGAGUUUCGUUUAACAUGGACCGUGUGAGUCAGAGUCUUGACCAAGGUGAAGCUUCUUUGGCCUGUGUGUAUGACGAAAGCGAUGGCGAAAACCAGAAUGAGGAGGAGGAUGAUUGGGAGAGAAGAAGAGAACCUGAGAUUGUUUGCAGCCAUAUUGACCAUGUGAAUAUGUUAGGACUUAACAAAACCACAAGUAGGCUCAGGUUUCUGAUUAACUGGCUUGUGAUCUCUUUGCUGCAACUGAAAGUUCCUGAAUCUUCAGGCGGUGACGGAAGACACAUGAAUCUUGUGCAGAUUUAUGGUCCAAAGAUCAAAUACGAGAGAGGAGCAGCGGUUGCUUUCAAUGUGAAAGACAAAAGCAAAGGCUUUGUGAGUCCUGAAGUUGUUCUGAAACUUGCUGAAAGAGAAGGUGUGUCUCUUGGUAUUGGUAUCUUGAGUCACAUUCGGAUUAUGGAUAGCCCUAGGAGUCAUCGUGGUGGCGCUAGGAUCAAGGAAGAUAGCUCUUUGCAUCUACAGAGAGAUGGUGGUGGUAAGCGAGGUGGGAAGAAUGGGUUUGUGAGGUUUGAAGUUGUCACAGCUUCUCUUAGCUUCUUGUCGAAUUUUGAAGAUGUUUAUAAGCUAUGGGCGUUUGUGGCCAAGUUCUUAAACCCUGGUUUCAGCAGAGAAGGUUCGCUUCCUACUGUGAUUGAAGAAGAAGCAGAAGAAGAUUCAGAGACUUGA
Molecule: messenger RNA, 2727 nt
Organism: Microthlaspi erraticum
Lineage: Eukaryota; Viridiplantae; Streptophyta; Magnoliopsida; Brassicales; Brassicaceae
Source: the annotation of a GenBank genome assembly